Molecule: messenger RNA, 2312 nt
Organism: Chroicocephalus ridibundus (black-headed gull)
Lineage: Eukaryota; Metazoa; Chordata; Aves; Charadriiformes; Laridae
Gene: LRRC4
Product: leucine rich repeat containing 4
Biological process (GO): synaptic membrane adhesion; excitatory synapse assembly; modulation of chemical synaptic transmission
Cellular component (GO): plasma membrane; postsynaptic density membrane; glutamatergic synapse
Molecular function (GO): protein binding
Source: RefSeq, a predicted model, not a curated record
CCGGACCCCUCUCCCCUCUCCGGCCCAACCGGGCCCAGCUCGUCGGAGCCGGGAGCCGGGGAGGGGGGGGCCCUGAGCCACUUCUCCUUCUUCACGCCAACAUCCCCAGACGAUGGUGAAUGAUGAACGUGCCACAUCAUGAAGCUCUUGUGGCAGGUAACUGUGCACCACCACCACCACCGUCACCACCGUCACCACCACCACCGCCGCCACCGCGCCGGCAGAGCUGCCCUGGUCUCCUACCUGACCCUCCACGCCUGGAUUCUCUACGUCGCCGCCGCCUCCCCCGGCCCCCAGAGCUGCCCCUCCGUUUGUUCCUGCAGUAACCAGUUCAGCAAGGUGGUCUGCACCCGGCGCGGCCUCGCCGAGGUGCCCCCCGGCAUCCCCUCCAACACCCGCUAUCUCAACCUCAUGGAGAACAACAUCCAGAUGAUCCAGGCGGACACGUUCCGGCACCUGCAUCACCUGGAGGUCCUGCAGUUGGGCAGGAACGCCAUCCGGCAGAUCGAGGUGGGGGCCUUCAACGGCUUGGCCAGCCUCAACACCCUGGAGCUCUUUGACAACUGGUUGACCGUCAUCCCCAGCGGGGCCUUCGAGUACCUCUCCAAGCUGCGGGAGCUGUGGUUGAGGAACAACCCCAUCGAGAGCAUCCCCUCGUACGCCUUCAACCGGGUGCCCUCCCUCAUGCGCCUGGACCUGGGCGAGCUGAAGAAGCUGGAGUACAUCUCCGAGGGGGCUUUCGAGGGGUUGUACAACCUCAAGUACCUCAACCUGGGGAUGUGCAACAUUAAGGACAUGCCCAACCUGACGCCCUUGGUGGGGCUGGAGGAGCUGGAGAUGUCGGGCAAUAACUUCCCCGAGAUCAAACCGGGCUCCUUCCACGGGCUCAAGUCCCUCAAAAAGCUCUGGAUUAUGAACUCGCAGAUCAACCUGAUCGAGCGGAACGCCUUCGACGACCUGACGGCGCUGGUGGAGCUCAACCUGGCCCACAACAACCUCUCCUCCCUGCCCCACGACCUCUUCGCCCCGCUGCGGUACCUGGUGGAGCUCCACCUGCACCACAACCCCUGGGACUGCGACUGCGACAUCCUCUGGCUGUCGUGGUGGUUGCGGGAGUACAUCCCCACCAACUCCACCUGCUGCGGGCGCUGCCAUGCCCCCCUGCACAUGCGGGGCAGGUUCCUGGUGGAGGUGGACCAGACCUCCUUCCAGUGCUCGGCGCCCUUCAUCAUGGACGCCCCCAUGGACCUCAACAUCUCCGAGGGGCGGGUGGCCGAGCUCAAGUGCCGAACUCCUUCCAUGUCCUCCGUUAGGUGGUUGCUGCCUAACGGGACGGUCCUGAGCCACGCGUCCAGCCACCCGCGCAUCUCCGUCCUCAACGACGGCACCUUGAACUUCUCCCACGUCUUGUUGACGGACACCGGGGUUUACACCUGCAUGGUGACCAACGUGGCGGGGAACUCCAACGCCUCGGCCUACCUCAACGUGAGCACGGCCGAGCUCAACACCUCCAACUACAGCUUCUUCACCACCGUCACGGUGGAGACCACCGAGAUCUCCCCCGGAGGACAUCUCCCCCCAAGUUCACCAAGCCCGUCCCCACACACGUCGACGGGCUACCAGCCGGCGUACACCACCACCACCACCGUCCUGGUCCAGACCACCCGGACGCCCAAGCAGGUGGCCGUACCCACCGCCGACUCCGGCGACAAGAUGCAGACCAGCUUGGACGAGGUGAUGAAGACCACCAAGAUCAUCAUCGGUUGCUUCGUGGCGGUGACGCUGCUGGCGGCGGCCAUGCUCAUCGUCUUCUACAAACUCCGCAAGCGACACCAGCAACGCAGCACGGUGACGGCCGCCCGGACGGUGGAGAUCAUCCAGGUGGACGAGGACAUCCCACCCGCCGCCGCCGCCGCCGCGGCCACCACGGCGGCCAGCGCGGCCGGCGGAGCAGGUGAAGGGGCGGUGGUGCUGCCCGCCAUCCAUGACCACAUUAACUACAACACCUACAAACCCGCCCACGGGGCCCACUGGACAGAGAACAGCCUGGGGAACUCUCUGCACCCCCCCGGCACCACCCUGGCGGACCCCUAUAUAAUCCAGACCCACACCAAGGAGAAAGUCCAGGAAACCCAGAUAUGACUUAAUUUUCUUUUGGGGGGGGGGGGGGGAGAUUUUUUUCUUCCCUUUUUUUUUUUUUUGCGUCUUAUUUUUUCCUUCCUUUUUUUUUUCCUUCUUUUUUUUUGUCUUCUUAUUUUUUCUUCUUUUUUUAUCUUCUUUUCUUUUUCGUCUUUUUCUUCCUUUUUUCUUCU